Messenger RNA from Aspergillus lentulus, 1467 nucleotides. RefSeq names its product glutamine synthetase family protein. The record is from RefSeq and is a predicted model, not a curated record. Lineage: Eukaryota; Fungi; Ascomycota; Eurotiomycetes; Eurotiales; Aspergillaceae. Gene Ontology annotation, molecular function: glutamine synthetase activity.
AUGUCCGCGUCCACAUCCUCCUGCAAAGUGACCCUCGAGAACGUCGCCGAGAUACUCCAAAAUGACACCAAGGUCAAGCUGGCAGGUGUCGACGUGGACGGCCAGCUGCGCGGCAAGCUCAUCUCCAAGAAGAAAUUCCUCUCCAUCGCGGCUGAGGGAUUCGGAUUCUGCUCGGUGAUCUUUGGUUGGGACAUGCACGACCGGACAUAUUUUAAAGAGCUGGCGAUCAGUAACAAGGAGAAUGGAUACCAGGAUCUCGUCGCGGUGCCUGAUCUGAGCAGCUUUCGCCGAAUCCCCUGGGAGAACGAUGUCCCCUUCUUUCUUGUCAGCUUUUUCGAUCCGGAUACUAAGGAACCUGUUUGUGCUUGUCCGCGGGGGUUGCUGAAGACGGCGCUCAGUAAGGUGGAGGCAGCAGGAUACCGUGCUAUGGCCGGGGCGGAGUAUGAGUUCUAUCAAUUCCGCGCACCAGGCGACUACCCCACACCCGAACGGAAUGCCUCCGCAACCGCCGCCUUUCUCCAAAAGAACCCUGUCGAAGCGUUGCCUGCGCUGACGGAGGGUAUGUUUGGAUACAGUCUUACUCGUCCCAUACACAAUCAGGAUUACUACUACUGCAUAUUCGACGCAUGCGAGCAGUUCAACUGCGAGAUUGAGGGAUGGCACACGGAGAGCGGGCCCGGUGUAUUUGAAGCAGCAUUACAAUUCGGUGAAGCCAAGGAGAUGGCAGACAAGGCCGGGUUAUUCAAAUACGUGGUCAAGUCCAUCGGCGCGAAACAUGGCAUCACGCCGGCAUUCAUGGCAAAACCACGCGAAGGUCUGCCCGGCAACAGCGGACACAUGCAUAUCUCGCUGGUUACGGAAGAUGGAAAGAAUGCUUUUCUCCGCCCGACACCUGACCCAUCCCCGCCCUAUCCAGACGUCGCGCACCUCUCCGAUCUGGGAAGACACUUCUUGGCAGGUAUUCUGACCGGCUUACCGGAUAUCAUGCCUCUGUUUGCACCGACGAUCAACUCCUACAAGCGGCUGGUGGAGAACUUCUGGGCCCCGGUCACCGUAUCCUGGGGUCUGGAGCACCGGGCCGCUUCCAUCCGGUUGAUCACCCCGCCCACAGCCAGCGCGAAAGCAACUCGGUUCGAGGUGCGCGUGCCCGGUGCAGACGCGAACCCUCACUUUGUCCUAGCCGCUAUUGUCGCGUUGGGUUGGCGCGGUGUCGAGAAGAAGCUGGAAAUCCCUGUCCCGCCUCUAUCCAAGGGCGAGGACAUGGGUGGUGCCAGCGAUCAGGGCGUCCGACUGGCCAAAACAUUAAAGGAAGCGACUGUUGCAUUCAUGCGCAAGGACAGCGUUGCACGAGAGGUAUUCGGCGAUAAAUUCGUGGAUCACUUUGGGGGGACGCGAGAACAUGAGGUGCACCUGUGGGAGGAAGCGGUGACUGAUUGGGAGGUGCGGCGGUACAUCGAAACGGUCUAA